CUCUGUAAUAGUUUGACUGUUUAUUACUCAUUCUGUGGUGUUUGCUUGGAGAUCCUUUCUUCUGUUUAGACUGGCCGACAGGCUUGUGAGUGUCUAUGUGGUUUGUUUAAGGCCAGUCAAUAUUGCAGACGGGUGUGAACCCCAGAAAAGUCUUAAGAACCCCAACAUGUGAGAGGACUGUAAGAAGCACAGAAGGCAGGAGAAGAGUGUAAAGAAAGAGGAGAGGAGGUCAGUCAAAGGAGACAAAUAUAAUUUAGAAGGAUGCAGGAACCACAAGACUCCAAAGAAAUUCAGUUCAUGUUAGGUGUGUACAUGCUGAGUGUGGAAGUUAGUCACAUCCACAGUCCACAUCCUGCCGGAUUCUAACUGUAAUAAAAGCUUAUCGGGAUCAGUCUGUAUAAGUUAUGUUUUCCCUCCUGUCCAUAAUUUAUGACGACUCCAUCUGCUGUUUACAUCACGUUAGAUUUGUUGUCUGCUCAGCGCAGAAGCACGUGUUAGCAUGCCCUUUCUUCCUCCAGCCUGUAAUCGGCUUAGUGUGAUGAAGGUUUACACGCUCCCGUUAGUAUGAAAUGAAUAGGCUUGGAGAUUUGAGUCUUUACCUUGUGUUAAAAUGAUGCUUCCUCUCAUUUCUAAAGCAAUCAUUAAUGUGUCUGACCAUGUGUGCAGCCAAUUUCACAGAGCAGUCCCUCUUGAAACAUACAAUAAUGAGCUCACUGAACAGUGAUUCGCCACUAUAACAUAUACAGUGGAGUGCCGUGUUGCUAUGUUGUAGUCUCUGUUAUACAAUAAACAGGAUUUUUGUCUUUUGUAAAAUUUACAUUUGCAUACGUUUACAUAGAGCAGAGACCUAAAAAUGUUAAUCUGUUAGUUAAUUAGGUGGCAGCUAAUUUUUUUCAGGGUAUUUUUAUUGUGAGUUUCCUAAUUUUCAGUCAUAUUCUAUAUAAAUGGGCUGGUAUAGCACUUUCCUACUCACUCUGAGCACUGAAAAUGCUUUCCAUAAUUUUGCCAUAAUUUCCUUAGGGAUUAUUAAAGUAUUCUGAUUCUAAGCAAUUACACACACACAUAUAUAUGUGUAUAUAUAUGUAAGAUGCUCACAUCAGCCACACAGAUCUGGUUGUGAGCGCAACAGCCUCACCCACCUGGAGUUCAAAUGUUCUUUUAGUGAGGGACAGCCAAUCAGAAGAAACCUGGAUUCAAAGGGGUGGGGUGGCCUCAUGGGGGAUUUAUGUUCCCACGUUGAUAGUUGGGCCUGUAAAGCAUAGGAUCAGGACCUUUAACCUUCAGAAGUCUAAAGCCUUGAUUUUCCUCCACUGCAGACAGCUGGAGACCUGAUUGCAGAGUAGUCAUUUCUGUUAUAUUUCUUUGAAGUCCACCACCCGGGGAGCAUGUGUAGUUUGUCCAUUGUAACGGAAAUUCUCCGCAGACAAGUCUAUGUGGUCACAAAAACCAAGGAAGCAUGUGGUCCGCACGGACCCUCAUCGCCCAAUGACAAAAUUUACAUAACUCAGACCCUCUAAUGGACUUGCAAAUAUAGAAAGUAUAAUCAUCAAAGAAAACCCUAACGCUAGCCCUACCUCUAAUUCCAGGCAAGCAGAUUUUUUGUUGAGCUGGAAAUCAGGGAACAAAGAAAACCUCAGAAUAUGAGAUUAGAGUAUGGGUAGGGCUAGCAUCAACACCUAUGAUGAUUUACAGUUCAGAGGGUUAAAUGGGAAGGGUUAACAAGCUUGUUUCAGGUAGAAGAUGACCUGAGGGGCUGCAUUAUUGUCCAAUAUGUAAUAAAGAUGAACUGAAUCAAACAUAUUUUAUGGUCAAAUUAUUGUCAGUAUCCAUAGUUUUUUCAGUUUUUAUGAUUUGUACACAAACAGAUUUGAGAAAAAGACAAACAGAUUGCAGCCCAAAUUCACUCUCCCAUUUAAAAUGGUUAAAUAGUGCAUGGAUCUCAAUGUUCCCUCACAUUAGGUUCAUCUUUUAUUUCUGGCUGGAAAAUGAAUCAUUUGUAUUUAAAGGUUUAAAAGUGAACCAUUUUGAACUACAUCUGUUUGCAACAGGCAGUCAUGAGCAGCAGUGCAACCCACACGCACUGCAGCUGUUUGGGACUUCUGUACUGGUAACCCCUCGAUAUGAGGUCAGACCAGAAAUGAAGGUGGGGACUUUUCUAUCAGUGCUGAUAAAUCAGCGCCUGGUUUUCCUUCACUUUCAGCACUCUUUUGUCUGCUGUAAUAGUAGCCUUGUCUUUCAAGGGAGCCCAGAGACCUUGGCUUUUCAUCUGGGUCAUGUCAUUGACUGAUAGACUCUGCUCUGGCAAGACUACGUUUGUGUGUGUGUGUGUGUGUGUGUGUGUGUGUGUGUCUGGCCGCAGAGUAAAUCUACUGGUCAUUCUUUUUUGUGGUGCUAAGUAGCCAACCGUAUUGGAAAAGGUAGACACAAGGCAGACACUAGCAACACAAUAACCCCCCAUGCAAGCAAGCAAGUGCUGCUGAAUGCUUUUCAGUGUUUGACAAAUGUGAAACAUCAAAGUCAUAACCAGCCUGCAUUUAUCCUGCAUCUCUGCAGACAGCCCUCUCUUAAAUGUCACUUGAGUGGAAGCAGAAAAAACACCAAAUUCCUUUUGGCAUUUGUCUGAAAUAACAUGAGUAGUUCUGCAUGCCUGCAAUUAAAAACUGGGCUUCUAUUAUGUUUUUUUUUUUUUUAAAUCAGUGUGUACUCGAGACAAAGCUAGCAGCGCACCCAAACAAAGCCGAUUCAACAGUCAUGUGCCUGAGUCUGGAUUGAGCUUGUCUUAAAGCCUACAGGCAUGAGGGAAAUAAGCAAAUAAGUAGAUAUCUUAAAUUAUUCUUUUUUAACUUAACGGCGGGCUCGGGGAUAUUAACCCUUUAUUCUGGCGGUGCGGCGCAAUGAUAAGCCACCUGGACAAGAGCACGCGCAAUUGCGGCUGUGCAAAUGUGAUCACUUCUGCCAAUUCAUUGCUGUGGACUAGUUGCUCACACAGUACAUCACCCAUGGAUGAAUAAUACACACAGACACACACACAUAGGAUUUUUGUGUGUUUGAAAAGCCAUUUUGCCUCAUAUGGCAACCCUAAAUGUCUGACUGCAAGUAAAGAACCAGUUCUCUUUACACUUUGACCUUUGUAACAUUAACACAGCUACAUGUUGGGUCCCAUGUUGAUUCUCUCUGACUUUAAAUGAGUCAGAUGCAUGCAAGAUGCAUCACAUUAACAGUAUUUUAUAGCAGCGGGUAUGAAAAAUAUGCUUGUGUUUUCUUUUUUGCUUCUUUUCUGUCAACAGAAUACAUGGUCUCAUAUUGGCUGGUUAAAUUGCUCAAGAGACAUUUUACAAGACAGAACAACACAUCUUCCUAAAGUUUUCUGAAAUUGCAACCAGCUUCAGAAAUGUCUAGAAUAGUUUGUAAAAGGGAUAUGUAUCAGUAACAUAUUUUUUGUUCUGUCUCAUUUAAGGAAGAAUCUGUCUCACAGAGCCUGAUAGGAACUGCCCCAUUUCUCUUUGUAUAUGUGUGUGUAUGUGUGUGUGUGUGUGUGUGUGUACGGGUUUGUUUGACAAAGACUGGAGGACAGCCCAUCUCCCAGAUACUGCACACUCAGAAAGAGAGAGAGAGAGACUUGUUACACUCCUCCUCAGGGAUUUGCUUCUCCCCAGGGGGGCUGAGGGAAAGGACCUGCUGCCCACACUGCUGAAUGUGAGAGACAGGAAGAGAGGAGUGAAUGGAAGGGCAGAAUAAACGAGUGAGGAGUAAGAGGCUGGGGUCAUUUGACGGGGUUUAGUUUCCGCUGGCAUCGAGCAUGCCUCGCUGGCAGGUUCUGGCCAUCGGUGCUACCUGCGUACUGAUCUGCUUCCAAACGGACUCGGUGGUGGAGGAGGAGCCACUCCUUCGAGCUCUAGCUUUAGGCCGGAGGCAGCGCCUGCCCCAGCCCACGCCGCUCACUCAGCCAUGGGGCCGGUCUGCUGUAAACCGGACAGACUGAAGAAACAACAUCUCCAAGGCGGAACAGGAGAGAAGGAUCGGGCACCCAUCAGCCAUGAAUCCUUCCUGCUCAUGGCAAACUCCCAGAGCGAUAUGGACGACUGGGUCAAGGCCAUACGGCGGGUCAUCUGGGCACCAUUUGGAGGAGGGAUAUUUGGCCAGCGUCUAGAGGACACAGUGCAGUACGAGAAGAAGUUUGGCCCCCGCCUUGCACCCCUGCUGGUUGAGCAGUGUGUGGACUUUAUCAGAGAGAGGGGUCUGGAUGAGGAAGGUCUCUUUCGAAUGCCAGGACAGGCCAACCUGGUCAGGGAGCUGCAGGAGGCCUUCGACUGUGGGGACAAGCCCCUGUUUGACAGUAACACAGACGUCCACACAGUGGCAUCCUUGCUGAAGUUGUACCUGCGAGAGCUGCCUGAACCAGUUAUCCCCUUCUCCAAAUAUGAAGACUUUCUAACCUGUGCGCAGCUUUUGGCCAAAGAUGAGGAGAAGGGAGUCCAGGAGCUUGGAAAGCAAGUUAGCACUCUACCUCUACCGAACUACAACCUCCUCAAGUACAUAUGCAAAUUCCUUGAUGAGGUCCAGUCCCACUGUAAUGAGAACAAGAUGAGUGUCCAGAACCUUGCCACAGUAUUUGGACCUAACAUCCUUAGACCGAAGAUGGAGGACCCAGUCACUAUCAUGGAAGGAACUUCUCUUGUCCAGCACCUGAUGACAGUCCUCAUCAGGGAACACAACCGUUUGUACUCAGGGAGGGAACAGGAGGGGCCAGCUCUACCCCAAACUGAGAUCCCCAUCCAAGGGCAUCAUCUCCAACACCGCAGCCUGGGAGCCUGGAUCUCUGAAGAGGACCUUCAGAGUUGCCCCGUCUCCAACCCAGACCAAGAUCUGCACAGCAGUGCCUCAUCCCUGGACGCCAAGCUGUGCGCAGCCGUCAGUCCCACUCAGACCCCUAACCCAAACCCUGGACCAAAACUUGGGUCUUCAUCGGGAAAGGGUGAGACGGUAAUCAGUCCGAGUAAACAAGCCAAGACCAUGCCUUCCUGGAAAUAUUCCUUCAAAAGCUCUUCAGCGCCUCGUUCCCAGCCGCAAGCUAAGCAAACCAGCAGCAGUGGCUCCGCAGCAGAUACAACCAGUCUGUCUUCUGGUGGUGGAGGAGGUGGAAGCGGGGGCAACUGGCUUAUGAACGGUUUGUCCUCCUUGAGGGGACACCGGCGCACAUCUUCAGGGGAACGGUCCACCCGUGACCGUGACUCCACUGGCUCGUCCCAGAGGCUGUCCACGUAUGACAAUGUGACCUCCUCCUCUAGCAUGGGGAGCGUUCCAAGUGUAUCCAGCACACCGUGGUCCACGUCCUCCUGUGAAAUAUCUGUCCCGGACUCAGCAAGCGAGCCCCCGGUGCACCAGAACUGUGGAGGUGUGGUGGAAGGUGGAGAAAGCCACAGAGAGAUUAACAAAGAAAGGGAUGGAGGGAUGACAACAGACGCGAGCUCCGAGCAGGACAGUUGCGAGGCCAUGGAGCUGUGCAGCAGCAGCGCAGCCUGCAGUGAAAAUGGAAACGUGGCCACGGCAGCUGGGGUGCCGUCCAUUAUCAUGUCCGAAGAUGGAGAUGGGGAAAAACUAACACUAAGCAGCCUGGUAGAGGGACUGAAAGACGAGCUGAGAAAACAGAAGACUACAUAUGAGGCCAGGAUCCAAAAAUUGGAAGAGUCUAGUGCUGCUCUGUGUGCCCAGAUGGAGCGUUUGGAACAGGAGAUGGAGCAGGAGAGGAAGAAGCAGCGCAUGCUGGAGAUAAAACUCAGAAACUCUGAGCGGGCACGGGAGGAUGCGGAGAAUCGCAACCGCCUCUUGGAAAAGGAAAUGGAGGAUUUUUUUGCCACGCUGGGCGAUCUGGCCCUUGGUGCAAGGACUAGUGACCUUUGAUACACGGCCUCUCAUCUGUCUUGGGGUGGGGGUGGGGGGGGACAUUUUGUGGUAUGGGUCCUAACUCAAAAUAAGACUGAAAAUAGAAAAUAAAGAAAACCUACUUGUGCACAUUCAGGAAACGUUAAAAAGAUGCGUAGAGAUCAGAUAGAAAAUUCUGAAGGAAAUAAACUUUGACUGUUUUCUUUCUGAGGAUUAUCUCUACUAAACAGCAAGUGGUCUUGAUUUUGUUACGCAUGCUUCAAACUCAUUUUAAAAAGAUGGCCCUCCUGUGAUUACUGCAGAGGUUUGUCUUACAAAUGGAGUUCAGGUGCCUGGAUAUGAAUGGUGGAACAUAAUGUAACAAUUUAUGAAGUGGAUAGCACUGACUUCUUUAACCACUACUUUAAAAGGACAAUAACUGAAUGGAUUUUGUGUUAAAAGUGUGCAACUUAAGACAGCGGACUGCUGUCUAUCUGUAUGGGAUCUUAAAGCAGUAGCUUCACAUUUUGGGAAAUAGACUUAUUUGCUGUCUUGCAGAGUUAGAUGAGAAGUGUGAAACCAAUCUCAUGCCUGUAUGUCAAAGAAGGCGCCAAAGCUAAUAGCCAUUGAGCCUAGCUUAGGGGCACAAACACGAGGCUCUAGAACCAUUGGUAAAGAGCCAUCUUUUUAAGAAGUUUUUUUAAGCUAUUAGGCUAUUGAUUAUCAAAUGCAAAAGCCUACUGGGCUUAUGAACACAGCUUCAUAGUGAUUGUUUCAAAGUAGGCGUAAACAUGUUAAUAGGUAGCUAAGACAUAAAUAGCUAAUACCUUAGAGAUAUUUUCUUACACUUCACAGUUAUUCUGCUUUGUUGAUGAUUUUAAAAAAGGGAAAGUAAUUAGUUUUUGUUAGAUCAAAAUAUCAUUUUAGUAAUAAAAACUUAAAACCAACAAAGAAUCAUUAAUAGACAAAAGCUGUUAUGCAUGGUAUGGUAAAAGACUUUAAUUUACACCUGUUAGUAAUAAGUCAUUAUACACCUAACAGGUGGUGUUUCCUACGGAGCCCCGCAGGGGACAUGGGAGAAAAAAAAAUUAA
This is a messenger RNA of Haplochromis burtoni (Burton's mouthbrooder), 6954 nucleotides long. RefSeq names its product rho GTPase-activating protein 22 (gene arhgap22b). The record is from RefSeq and is a predicted model, not a curated record. Gene Ontology annotation, molecular function: GTPase activator activity. NCBI's taxonomy places the organism in Eukaryota, Metazoa, Chordata, Actinopteri, Cichliformes, Cichlidae. The transcript has 8 exons. Gene Ontology annotation, cellular component: focal adhesion. Gene Ontology annotation, biological process: signal transduction; activation of GTPase activity. The coding region runs from base 3949 to 5901 and encodes 650 amino acids.